UGUCCAGUUGAAGUAUUUUGACCCGGUCCGCUGAUGAAAGCUGCCGUGGAUAGUUGACUUACCGAUCCAGUUGCAACAAUUUCAAAACCCUAAUUACUAAUCUUGAAUGCAGGAAUCAAGAUCAACAAACUACUUCGAUUCCCUUUUUGGAGUUUUCUACACGACACUACCUACCUGUUUAAAUAACAACCUCUCAAUCCAUCUCAACAUCUCCAAUAUAUCCGGAAAUAAACCCUAAUCGAUGCAGAUCACCUCGUCAUCUUCUCUAAUUACACUAUGUUGUUUGCAGUGGUGUCGAUCUUGAUAAGCCCACCACCAAUUUUGAACCAAUUUCAUAAGUUCGAUAUUCAUCGGAAAACCCCCUUUUCUACUCCCGUUUUUCGUACCUUGAAGGAAUCUGCAAUUGGAUAUCCGAAAUCUGUUAGACUGAAGAAAAUGAAGGUUGAGGAAUCGAUUGAGACGGGGAUACUCAGCGGUGGUGGUGGUGAUAAUGAACGUUUUAGUCCUGCAGUUUCCGCUUUAGAACAGGAAACUUUGAUCGAUUAUGGAGGUGAUUCAUUUCAUCAAACAGUUGGUGGGCUACACACAGUUGUUAAUCGUUUGAGUAAAUGGGUGGUAGCUGCAAUUUUCGGUGGAUUCAUUCUGUUGAGACACGAUGCUCUUGCAUUAUGGGCUGCAAUGGGGUCUGUUCUGAAUGUUAUACUAUCAAUCACUUUGAAGCAGAUUUUGAAACAAGAACGCCCUGUUUCUAGAGUAAGUUCAGGCCAUGGAAUGCCAUCUUCGCAUGCCCAAUCCAUCUUCUACGCCACCUUAAUCUUGAUAUUGUCAGUGAUCAAAGGUCAAGGAUUGAAUGUAGUUACAGGCGUCUUUAGUGUUCUUGUUGUAGCUCUUGGUUCUUAUUUCUCAUGGCUAAGGAUUUUACUACGAUAUCACACUACAAGCCAAGUUGUUGUGGGUGCAAUUGUGGGGUCCAUUUUUUCAGUGUUAUGGUUUUCAGCAUGGGAAGCGAUUGUUUUCAAGGCAUAUAACUCGAUUUUGUGGGUUCGAAUUCUUGUAAUUGUUGGAGCUUUUUGUUUCUGUUUAGGGUUUAUAUCACAUGUUUUUAGGCAUUGGAUGAAGGAUGAAUGAUCAUAUAUAUAUCAUAUUCUUGUACAUUUUUAAUAGAUCUAAAGAAAUCAUCCGAUCAUUAACCA
Messenger RNA from Lactuca sativa (garden lettuce), 1193 nucleotides. RefSeq names its product lipid phosphate phosphatase epsilon 1, chloroplastic. The record is from RefSeq and is a predicted model, not a curated record. Lineage: Eukaryota; Viridiplantae; Streptophyta; Magnoliopsida; Asterales; Asteraceae. Gene Ontology annotation, molecular function: dolichyldiphosphatase activity. Gene Ontology annotation, cellular component: endoplasmic reticulum membrane; intracellular membrane-bounded organelle. Gene Ontology annotation, biological process: lipid biosynthetic process; protein N-linked glycosylation.